CAAUUACCAAGAUAUUGUAUUAUAGCGUUCGUCCUUCAUGCCAUCAAAUGUGAGACGUCCUGAUCAUUAUAAACCAUAUUAUUAAAUAGGAAUAAGAUUAAACGUAAAAAGGUGUUUAGUUUCGACUACUUAUACUUCGAGUUAUAGUCAGAAUAUGAGUUCUUACCAACGACUACGACCGGUCGAAGGUGAAGAUACACAUUAUCAAUCGCGGAGCAAGCAUUUUAUAUAGAUGCAAUUUUCUAAAAUUGCAAAUCCUUCUUUUGUCACUUCAAGGAGUUUUUGGGAGAUAAGAUUACAUAUAAAAAAUGCACCUCAUACCAUCUUUUCUUCUACCAAAUCAUUCUUCCAACCCUGCAAACCGCGGAGUUUUUAUUUUUCUCGACAAUACAACACAUCCAUGAUUCCUUCAGAUUUUUCUGGUAAUUAUUUUCCCUUCGACGGUGUCGUACCUAAGCAUGAAACUCAAGCUUUUGAGUUCUUGAAGAAGUACCCAGAGUAUGAUGGACGAGGCGUUACUGUAGGCAUUUUAGACACAGGUGUGGAUCCUGGAGCACCUGGACUUUCAGUGACAACGACUGGAGAAGCCAAGUUCAAAAAUAUUGUUGAUUGCACCGGAGCAGGAGAUGUUGAUACAUCACUUGAAGUGGAAUCCCUUGAUAAUGGUACAUCUAAUGAAUAUAUAAGCGUUCAAGGACGUUCUGGAAGAAUGCUUAAACUUUCAAAAGAAUGGAAGAACCCCAGCAAGAAAUGGAGAGUUGGAUGCAAAUUUGGUUAUGACUUUUUCCCUACUGAUUUACGAAAGCGUCUUCAAGGAUUGGAGACAGAAGAUAUGAACAAGAACAAUCGAAAGCUUUUACAAGACGUCACUGAUGAAUAUGCAAAAUUUAAAGCUAAAAAUCCCGACACUCCUACCGACAAGGACAAAUUAUUGGAACUGAAAGAGCUAGAAGCUCGCAUCGAAUGCCUCAAGGAAUUUGGUGAAAAGUUCGAAAAGAAUGGUCCUCUUUAUGAUAUUGUUACGUUUCAUGAUGGUGAGCACUGGAAUGUUGUCGUCGACACUAAUCAGUCCGGUGAUUUAAUUGAGCAAAAACCUCUUCGUCCGUUCUCGGUUGCUCAGGAGUGGAGCACUUUUGGAUCCAAAGAUUUAUUAAGUUAUGGUGUUCAUGUCUAUAACAAUGGUGAUGUUACUUCCUUGGUCGCUGUUAGUGGAACUCAUGGAACUCAUGUAGGUGGUAUUAUCGGUGCUCAUCAUCCAGAAAAACCAGAUUUGAAUGGUGCAGCACCAGGAUGUCGACUUGUCUCACUUAUGAUUGGUGAUGGAAGAUUAGAUUCUUUAGAAACAAGCCAUGCUUUUUCUCGUGCAUGCACAGAAAUUGUAAAAAACAAAGUUGAUAUCAUCAACAUUAGCUUUGGCGAAGAUGCUGCUGUUUGCGAUAAAGGAAGAGUGAUUGAGCUUCUUCGUGAUGAGCUAUCUGGAAAACGAAAUGUCAUUAUUGUCUCUUCAGCUGGUAAUAACGGCCCUGCUUAUACCACCGUUGGUGCUCCUGGUGGAACUACAACUGAUGUUAUUUCGGUAGGUGCAUAUGUCACUGGAAGCAUGAUGCAAGCCCAAUACAGUCUUCUCUCGAACGUGCGUGAUACACCUUAUACCUGGUGUUCCCGUGGUCCUACUUUAGACGGUGAUACCGGCGUGUCUAUCUAUGCUCCUGGCGGUGCCAUUACAUCUGUCCCUCCUUAUUCCUUGCAAAACAGCCAGUUGAUGAAUGGAACCAGUAUGUCUUCCCCUUCAGCAUGUGGUGGUAUUGCAUUAAUUUUGUCAGCAUUGAAGGCUCAAAAUAUCCCAUACACUGCUUCUGGUAUUAAGAAAGCCGUCAUGUACACAUCAAAGGAUGUACGAGAUGAUUUUGAAGUCGGAAUGUUGCAAGUCGAUACCGCCUACAAUUACUUGACCGAGUCUGAUGCUGAAGCUGCUUCCUCACGCUGUUUCACAGUCAAAGGAAACCUUGGAAAUAGCAAACGUGGUAUUUAUCUUCGUGAAGUAGCUGAUCUUGCUAACCCUUCCCGUCAUACAUUUUCUGUUGCACCCAAGUUUGAAGAAGGAGAAGAAACGGCCAAGUCUCAGUUUGAAGUACAAUUAUCUCUUGCGACAACACAACCAUGGAUCCAAGCUCCAGAGUACGUGAUGAUGGCUGGAACAGGAAGAGCUAUUUCUGUACGCGUCGACCCUACCGUUUUGGCACCCGGAUUCCAUUUCGGCAAAGUAAGAGCUUUCGAAGCCACUAAAGCUUCUCGACGUUGUUUAUUUGAAAUCCCUGUAACGGUCAUGAAACCAUCUACUGUUGUAAAUGCAAAUUUUUCUCUGCGUGAUGUAUCUUUUGAGCCAACAUUGAUUCGUCGCAAUUUCCUUGUACCCCCUAAGGGAGCUACUUAUGCUGAAAUUCGAGUUAAGGCCGUUUCACCUUUAGAGUCCUCUAAUAUGCUUUGGAUUAGUACCAAUCAGACUCUUCCCCAGACAAAACUCAAGGAUGCAUCCACAGAGCUUAUUAUGUCUGUAUCAGAUAAUGAAGUAACCACUAAGUUAAUCCCUCUUCACGAUGCUUAUACCCUUGAACUUUGUAUGGCACAAUGGUGGUCUUCUUUAGAACCCAUGACUUUGGAUAUUGAUAUUAAUUUCCAUGGUAUUCAACUUCUGAACGGAAGUGAAAUGACACUUCAUGGCGAUAAAGGACUUGAACGUCUUGAUUGCGUUAGUAUUCGCCGUGGAAAGUUUAAGCCUGAGAUUUCCCUCGACAAAUAUACCGAAUGUUACAAGCCAAGUGAAUCUGUAAUUCAACCUCUUGGUGAACGAGAUAUACUUCCGGAUAACCAACAAUUGUUUGAAUUGAUUAACACCUAUCCCUUGACUGUGGACGAGAAACUUGACUUAACAGCAGACUUUUCUGUUCCACACAACAUGUACGACAAUGGCUUCAAUGGAAUAUUCUUCAUGAUUUUCGAUUCUCAGAAGCAAAGGGUUCACUAUGGUGAUAUGUACUCAUCAUCGCACUCUCUCGAAAAAGGUGAAUACAAAUAUAAGAUACAGUUAUUGAGCGUGGAUCCAAUCAAGUUAGAACGAUUCAAAAACUUGACCUUAAAAUUAACUAAAAAGUUGAAAAAGUCUAUCACUCUUCCACUUUACUCUGACCAUAUAGAUUUUUGUGACAACCAAAAGGAAAGUUUUGAUCGAGCAGUCAUUGAAGCCAAUAUCGUAAAGAGCUUUGUCGUUGGAACUGAAUUAGAAGAAUAUCCUUCAGAAAUAAACGACAAGUCAGUACUGAACGGUACCUUGAAAUUUAAUGACUGUGAUAAAGCAACCGUCCCCAUCACCUUGAUUCCUUCUGCAAAGCCUAAUGGGAAGUCUUCCGAUGCAAAGGAAACACCUAAUUUGGUUGAGUUACAAGUUGAGCUUCUAUCCAAGUUGGAGGGUGCUGAUAAAGAGAAGCACUUGAAGUACCUCCAGUCGACUUUCAAGAACAGUUUAGAAGUUCAGCUUGCAAGACUAGACGCUGCGAAAGAGGACAAUGAACGUUUAUCAGUGGCUGAGACUAUUUUAUCCCUUGUUGACCAAGAGGCACUUUCCCGUUAUUACAGCAGUCAAAAGAAGGUUGAUGACACUAUCCCAAAGAACACUGUUUUGGAAAAGAGUACCGCAUUGCAAAAGGAUGCUUUCAUCAAGGCUCUUGAAGUGAAAUGUUCUUCCUAUGCCAAGCAACCUAGUAAAGACGCUACAGGUUAUUGCAACUCUUAUCAAUUGCUAUUGAAUUGGUUAGAAGAUUCCGAUUCUCGUGUUGCAGUAAUCAAGAAGGAUUAUUAUAAGAGCUUGUCUCAAUAUGGUUUGGCGUUGAAGGCAUUAAGAAAACAGAUUAGCGACAACGGCAACUCUGGCAAAUUGGAUGUUUCCAAGCUUCUUGACGAAGAGAAGGACUUGGUGCAGAAGUUGGGCUGGUCAUUCUGGCUCGAUGUAUCGAAGGUCAAUUCUGUUAAGAGAGUUCCUCCUUACGGUUAUGAAUUGUUUUAAGCCAAGGGAUGGAUUACUUGAGUUUUAAAACUUGAUAGUACCUUUGUAUCUAUAUCUCAUAAGAAAUACGAAUAUUGAAAGCUUAUUGAAGCACCUUUAGUCAU
Schizosaccharomyces octosporus yFS286 is the source of this 4164-nucleotide messenger RNA. RefSeq names its product tripeptidyl-peptidase II Tpp2. Gene Ontology annotation, biological process: proteolysis. Lineage: Eukaryota; Fungi; Ascomycota; Schizosaccharomycetes; Schizosaccharomycetales; Schizosaccharomycetaceae. The coding region runs from base 233 to 4060 and encodes 1275 amino acids. The record is from RefSeq and is a predicted model, not a curated record. Gene Ontology annotation, molecular function: tripeptidyl-peptidase activity; serine-type endopeptidase activity. The transcript has a single exon. Gene Ontology annotation, cellular component: cytosol.